UGCCGUUAAGUGAGUGCAUGUAAUUGCGCUAUAUUUUUGGGGCUUUUGAUAGUUCCAAAGUUUUCACUGCAAGUAGUAUUAUUUCUUAAAUCGAACGAAAAGUACGUAUGGCACACAUAUAACAGAAAAAGUAGUGAAAAAAAUGAAAUUAAUUCGUACGUACAGUUGUCUGCAUUUAUUGCUGCUAUUCGGUUACUUAAGUGCGGAAACUAAAAAUCUAUUUGAACCAAAACUCGAAAAUUCAUUACCAAUUUCGAAUUUAACGGAAAUAUAUACCACAAACGCGUCAACUACGAAAGUGAUCAAACCCAAAUCAUGCAGCACGAAUUCGUUGAGCGGCAUCACCACAUUACGUCCGAUCGUUGAACGCGUGUUUUCGCGUAAAAAACGUUUUCUACUCGCGCCUGCUAAAACGCGUCUAAAAUUUACCUUAGGACUUAGUAAAAAACUACUCGCUCGUUUUCCCAGUGGGUUCAAUUUCAAUAUGGAAUUGGCUGUAUACUACCCUAUGAUUACUAGUCGCCUCGAUCUAAUACCGAAACGUUUGCGUCCAAAGACUACACCGAAACCAAAGUCAAAGGGUCCCACCACACCACUCAUUAUACAAAUACCAGGUUCAUUGAUCAGGUACAAAGCCAAACCAGCCACAAAACCAUCAAAAGUACAACGUAUCGACGAAUCGGGUCAUCAUUUGCAGUGGGUAGAUGCGAAGCCAGUAGGACCGCCAACCUCAACCAUUUCGCAGUACUACACACAACCACAUAAGUGGCAGCAAUGGUCCAAGUAUGGUGCACCUGGUUAUGCGCAGCGUUAUGAGUGGACACCCGCAAAGCAAUGGCCUGACAAGCAGCCUGAUUGGCUGUCGCAGGACGCGAAAUGGAAUAAAUGGACAACUACGCCGUUGCCUUGGUCAUCAAAUAAGAAAUGGCAGCAAAAGGCUAGAAAGUGGCAGCAAUGGGAGCAACCCCCAGGUGCAGGUGAGACCUGGACCCAAGGUAGACGCUGGCAACGCGACACAGCGCUAGAAGAAAAUACCGAGGAGCAAAAUACGCUGGAAGAUGAUUCCUCUUCUGAAGCUGAUCUGAGUUCCGUUGACGUUUUAGAGGAGCUUGAGGAAAUUGAACCCUUAUACAUGCAUUUUCCUGAAUUAGAAGAUCAUCAUGAGUGGAAACAUUAUCACAACUAUCGUGAUCGCAGACAAAUAUUUCAUCAGCUGAACGGUUUGAGUAAUAUUCUUGGGAUAGACUUGAAGUCCUGUAUUAUGCGCGCAAUAUGUGAUUGUAAACGAUUUUUGUUACCACCAGGAUAUUCAUUGGUGCAGGAUAUACUCCGUGUGAUGUUUACUUUUCCAACAAAAACAGGUCUGGAGGACGAAUACAGCCGCAUUGUGCAAGCGGACUAUGAAACAUGCGACUACGAAUUAAAGAAUGCGUGUCCAUUUAAUGUGCUCUCUUGGCUAAUGGGACAGAAACAGGGCUAACCAUUUUGGUACUCAAGAAUA
Messenger RNA from Zeugodacus cucurbitae (melon fly), 1501 nucleotides. RefSeq lists its product as uncharacterized. The transcript is spliced from 3 exons. Bases 143 to 1480 code for a protein of 445 amino acids. Lineage: Eukaryota; Metazoa; Arthropoda; Insecta; Diptera; Tephritidae. The record is from RefSeq and is a predicted model, not a curated record.